Molecule: messenger RNA, 1151 nt
Organism: Gavia stellata (red-throated loon)
Lineage: Eukaryota; Metazoa; Chordata; Aves; Gaviiformes; Gaviidae
Gene: YJU2B
Product: YJU2 splicing factor homolog B
Exons: 9
Coding region: 33-1151 (372 amino acids)
Biological process (GO): mRNA splicing, via spliceosome
Cellular component (GO): post-mRNA release spliceosomal complex; U2-type spliceosomal complex
Source: RefSeq, a predicted model, not a curated record
UCCCGGUCCUGCGGCGCUAGAGACCCUCCGCCAUGGGCGAGCGCAAAGGCACGAACAAGUACUACCCCCCUGACUUCGACCCGGCCAAGCAUGGCUCCCUCAACAAGUACCACCACAGCCACCCGCUGCGGGAGAGGGCCCGCAAGCUGUCCCAGGGCAUCCUCGUCAUCAGGUUCGAGAUGCCGUAUAACAUCUGGUGCGACGGCUGCAAGAACCACAUCGGGAUGGGUGUCCGGUACAAUGCGGAGAAGAAGAAGGUCGGCACCUACUACACGACGCCCAUCUACAGGUUUCGGAUGAAGUGCCACCUCUGCGUCAACUACAUCGAGAUGCAGACGGACCCGGCGGGCUGCGACUACGUCAUCGUCAGCGGCGCCCGGCGCAAGGAGGAGCGCUGGGACAUGCGGGAUAACGAGCAGGUCCUGCCCACCGAGCGGGAGGAGAAGGAGAAGCUGGAGACGGACGCCAUGUUCCGGCUGGAGCACGGCGUGGCCGACCGGGCGGCGCUGCAGAGAGCCGUCCCCACGCUGGCCAGUCUGCAGGAGGCCCAAAGCGCCUGGAAGGACGACUUCGCCCUCAACAGCCGCCUCCGGAGACGCUUCAGGGAGGAGAAGAAGACGCUGCGGGAGGAGGAGGAGGAGGCGGCGGCGCUGCAGGCGAAGGCCGGCCUGAGCAUCCCUCUGGUGCGGGAGGCGGAGGAGGACCGGCGCCUGGCCGCGCUGCUCAAGUACCACAGCCCCGACUCCUACGAGGAGAAGCAGAGGAUGAAGCGGACGGAGAUCUCCAGCCGCUCCUGGUUCCCCUCGGCCGCCGGCGGCAGAGCCGGCGAGGCGCUGCGGAAGCUGGGCCUGGGGGGGCGAGCGCUGCGGGGCCGGGGGGGCCCCCCCGCCACCCCCGCCGGGCUGGGCAUCGUCCGACGCCGCUCCGGAGAGGGGCCCGAGGGGCCGGCGGAGCCCGGGGGGCCGGAGAGGGGCGAGACGACCCCCCACAGCCCCCCCGCACCCACCGUCGAGCCGCAGGGGGGGGCCAAGGCCGGGACAGCCCCCACAGCCGCCCCCACGGCCGCCCCCAUGGCCCCCCCAUUGGCCCCCCCAUCCACCUCCCUCGUCGCCGACUAUUCGGACUCCAGCUCUGAGGCGGAGAGCGCCUGA